Messenger RNA from Plectropomus leopardus (leopard coralgrouper), 718 nucleotides. RefSeq lists its product as uncharacterized. NCBI's taxonomy places the organism in Eukaryota, Metazoa, Chordata, Actinopteri, Perciformes, Serranidae. The record is from RefSeq and is a predicted model, not a curated record. Gene Ontology annotation, molecular function: protein binding.
GGAGAGCGCAGGAGAUUUGGUCAGUGUGCAAGUGUCAGAUCUUCAAGAUGCAGCGCAUCUACAUGCACAGCAAUGAACACUUUGAAGUCUUCACCACUGUCCUUGCUCCUCAAGGGAGGUAUCGAUACAGAGCAGAAGCUGAAAAGAUGGUAGUGCUGCACAGUUACAGGCCCCACUGGCCAGAUGAGCUGGAGCUGUCUCCAGGUGACGUCAUCCUGGUGCUGUCCAAACAUGAGGAGAGGUGGUUUGGGCGGCUGCAGGACGGCCAGCAGGGUUACUUCCCCGCCUCCUGUGUGAUGGAGCUGAGCCAGGUGAAUCUUCCUCCAAGAGCCCUACGAAGGAGUAUUUCUCUGAGAAGCUCAGCCUGGGACAACGAUUCAGGUGCACGCAGUAGACAAGCAAAUGGACACAUUCGGCAGGCACUCAGAGGGGGGAGCAGAGGAGGAGGAGGAGGAGGGCUGGAUGGGGGCCAAGGUGAGAGCGAGGGCCCCUUCCUGGUGCGGAGGCCCCAGAACCCUCUGCCUCAGCCCAUGGCCUCCCAACCUCAGACACACAGAUCCCCAGGCCUGCUCCACAGGAUCCUGUCCAAGUGCCGGAAAAAGAGUGAAUGCCAGGGAGCCACCAACGGGGCCUUCGAGGGCGACUAAGAGGCCCCCGUCUUUGUCCCUAGUGGCUGAGCCGAGUUGGUGGGGCUGCGUCUAGGGAAGUAUGUGCGUGA